AUGCCGCUCAUUCUUCGCCUCUGCCUGCACGCUGUCGACGCCAGGAGCGACAGUCGCCAAAGGACGCAGUUGUGGCUGUCCUUCUCCAUAGUGCACUCGACCAGCACGAGGGACAUCAUUCAGCUCGCACGGCGGAGCGUGGAGGAGCGCAUGGCGGCGGAGCUCGAGGUGCGGGCGUCGCACCAGACACAGCUCGCCCUCUGUGUGCGCAACGUUCAUGGCCAGUACGUCUUCCUCGGCACUGCCGCCAUGACGGAAGCGUCGGCGCCCAUCAUGAAGAUGCCGUUUCUCAUGGAGUUGCUGCGCGUGGAACAGGAGAAACUGCGCAGCUCCGCCUCCGCGUCUGAGGAGGCUACAGCGGCGUGGAAGGAGUUCAUCUUCGUCCGCGGCGCCCUCGUGCCGCUGGCGGACUUGCGGCGCCUUAACCGCAGACUCGGCAACGGCGAUGACGCGCAGUUCGCGAUGUACGAGACGGUGGAGAUCACACCGGAGCUCGGCAGCGAUCCCGUUGUGGCGGACCCCCCGCCACUGUGGACGCCCGACCAGAGCAGCAUCAAUAUCCCAGUUCCUGCGGCCCCCAACAGCAACAGCAAAAAAAAUAAUAAAAACGAUAUCAGCAACAGCGGGGCUGCCACACCCAUUCGUGUGCGGUACGUGGACUUCGCUGGGCGGCACUACACAGCAGUGGUGCAGCCGCCAGACGCACAUUCACUCAGCGCUGUGUUGUAUGCGGCGUGUACAACCAUCGGUGCGCAGGUGGGCUGCGCCUUUCAGCCAUCCAAUAUGACACUUAUGUGCAGCUUUGGGAACACGGGCUUCCAUGCAGUGGACAACGACACUACGCUCACGGAGGCGCUCAAGGACGAUGACGCGCGGCUGUACCUGGCAGCGGACACUCGAUUGCUGUCAUCCCCGUCGCCGCAGCGCUCAGAGGCAUCGUCGCAGCCUGCAAAGACUCCGCUUCGUGAGGGAGAACCUGUCUUAUUGCUGCAGGAGUCAAGAGAUGAAUAUAUUGUAGAAGCAGCUGCGACAUCAUCAUCAUCAUCAUCAUUAUCCGCAGCAGCAGCAGCAGCAGCAUCAGAAAGAAGCAUCCCGCCCUGGGGUUUGGCUACCAGCGCAGUAACCAUCCGUCGUGUCGGCACUGUUAGCCCUACACCGUCUUUUACGCCACGUGACCGACAAUCUGUUUUGCGUACGAGACCCGUGGUAGGAGUAACAGCAGCAGUAGCGACGGGCAUGCGUGAUGAGGAGGACAACGCACGACUACGUCUUGCCGCUGCACACCUCCAAAUGGACGAGGCGCAGCGACGUUAUAUGACGGUUAUGCGUGAAAGCAGCUGCAACGCCGCGUGCACGGAGCUGCUCAAGAAGAAGACCGUGCUGUCAGAAGAGCUGACAGAGUGCAUCAGUGCGGAGCGCGAUUGCGAGAGGUUAGAGAUGCUUGUGGCGUGGCUGGAGAAGGACAUCGCCGACGGCCACGCGCGGCAGGAGAAGUUGAUACGGGCUCUCUAUGCCACGUAG
Messenger RNA from Trypanosoma grayi, 1521 nucleotides. RefSeq lists its product as hypothetical. The coding region runs from base 1 to 1521 and encodes 506 amino acids. Lineage: Eukaryota; Euglenozoa; Kinetoplastea; Trypanosomatida; Trypanosomatidae. The transcript has a single exon. The record is from RefSeq and is a predicted model, not a curated record.